Empidonax traillii (willow flycatcher) is the source of this 2858-nucleotide messenger RNA. RefSeq names its product formin binding protein 1 (gene FNBP1). NCBI's taxonomy places the organism in Eukaryota, Metazoa, Chordata, Aves, Passeriformes, Tyrannidae. Gene Ontology annotation, biological process: endocytosis; signal transduction. The coding region runs from base 12 to 2051 and encodes 679 amino acids. The record is from RefSeq and is a predicted model, not a curated record. The transcript is spliced from 19 exons. Gene Ontology annotation, molecular function: protein binding.
AGCAGGCAGGGAUGGUCUCCCUGCCCCAUCGGUCUGUCCUCCAUGGUGCUGUCAGUGCUCCUUGUCUGUGCUACCCAAAGGGAAAGGACCAGUUUGACAACUUAGAAAAACACACGCAGUGGGGUAUUGAUGUUCUGGAAAAGUACAUCAAGUUUGUAAAAGAGAGAACAGAGAUUGAACUCAGCUAUGCAAAGCAGCUUAGGAAUCUUUCAAAGAAAUACCAACCCAAAAAGAACUCCAAAGAGGAGGAGGAGUACAGGCUAUGCUGGCCAAAAUUUUGCUUGCUUAGACAGGAUUUUGCCAGGUACACGUCAACUAGAGCCUUCCUAGCCACUUUAAAUGAAAUGAAUGACUAUGCUGGACAGCACGAGGUCAUCUCAGAGAACAUGACCUCUCUUAUCACUGGGGAGUUAACACGCUAUGUGCAGGAGCUGAAACAAGAGAGGAAAUCGCACUUCCACGAUGGCAGAAAGGCACAACAACACAUUGAAACUUGCUGGAAACAACUUGAAGCAAGUAAAAGGCGGUUUGAACGUGACUGCAAAGAAGCUGAUCGAGCACAGCAGUAUUUUGAGAAAAUGGAUGCUGACAUCAACGUGACAAAAGCAGAUGUUGAAAAGGCAAGACAGCAAGCCCAGCUGCGACAUCAGAUGGCAGAAGACAGCAAAGCAGAAUAUUCUUCCACCCUACAGAAGUUCAACAGUGAGCAGCACGAGCAUUACUACACACACAUACCAAACAUCUUCCAGAAAAUACAAGAGAUGGAGGAGAGGAGGAUCGUGAGGAUAGGUGAGUCCAUGAAAACCUUCGCCGAAGUCGACCGCCAAGUGAUCCCCAUCAUUGGCAAGUGUCUGGAUGAGAUAACAAAGGCUGCAGAAUCAGUGGAUCACAAGAAUGAUUCUCAGAUGGUAAUAGAAGCCUUCAAAUCAGGGUUUGAGCCUCCGGGAGACAUCGAAUUUGAGGAUUUCACGCAGCCCAUGAAGAGAACUGUCUCAGAAUCCAGCCUUUCCAACUCCAGAGGGGAUGGCAAGUCAGAGCCGAAGUUUGGUGGCAAAUCCAAGGGCAAGUUAUGGCCAUUCAUCAAGAAAAAUAAGCUUAUGUCCCUUUUAACAUCCCCCCAUCAGCCCCCUCCUCCUCCCCCUGCCUCUGCCUCACCCUCUGCUGUUCCCAACGGCCCCCAGUCUCCCAAGCAGCAAAAGGAACCCCUCUCCCAUCGCUUCAACGAGUUCAUGACCUCCAAACCCAAAAUCCACUGCUUCAGGAGCCUAAAGCGCGGGCAGACACAGUCUUUGUAUAUUCACAAAGAACUCAUGAAGAGGACUUUAGGGACCCCCACGUGUGCCAUUGAGGCUAGGGAGUAUUUUCUUUCUCUCAAGCUGGGAGCAGGGCCCGAAGACUUCAGCAAUCUCCCACCUGAGCAAAGAAGAAAGAAGCUUCAGCAAAAGGUGGACGAACUAAACAGGGACAUUCAGAAGGAGCUGGAUCAAAGAGAUGCCUUAACGAAGAUGAAAGAUGUGUAUAUCAAGAACCCCCAGAUGGGAGAUGCAGCGAGUGUGGACCACAGAUUAUCAGAGCUUGCACAGAACAUUGAGAAGUUACGAUUAGAAGUUCAGAAAUUUGAGGGCUGGCUGGCGGAGGUGGAGGGCCGGCUGCCCUCGCGGAACGAGCAGCCUCGGCGCCAGAGCGGGAUGUACGAGCCCCAGAACCCGUCAGCAGUGAACAGCUGUGCCCAGGACCGGGAGAGCAGCCCGGAUGGCAGUUACACAGAGGAGCAGAGUCAGGAGACUGAGAUGAAAGUACCUGCAACGGACUUUGACGAUGAGUUUGAUGAUGAAGAACCACUACCCACCAUAGGAACGUGUAAAGCACUCUAUACGUUUGAAGGUCAGAAUGAAGGAACAAUUUCUGUAGCAGAAGGAGAGAUGCUUUAUGUAAUAGAAGAGGACAAAGGUGACGGGUGGACGCGAAUCCGAAGGAACGAAGAUGAGGAGGGCUAUGUCCCCACAUCUUAUGUUGAAGUCUAUUUGGACAAAAAUGCCAAAGAUUCCUAAAGGUGUUUGUGCUGGUGCAAGAACCUCGGGGCGAGCUUGUCACAGAAGGAGAAACAAAGUGGUCUGUUUACCCUGCAGGCAGUUAAAACACACCCAUGGAAAGCCAGACUGCCAGUCUAGUCUGGAGUUCCCACUUGAAAAAUUCAGAUCUAAAUUCCAUCCCAGUACCAUUCAAGACGCUUGCUCUUUUCCAUGGCAUGCUACUUGUGGCUCGGAUUACCUUAUCAGCCUCUCCCCUUCUUCUGCCAGCUUGGCACAGCCCCUCUGUCAAACACAACCCACACUUUCUCCCCCACCCAGUUCCCCCCUCCUUCUGUCAGAGAACUGCUGGCUGCCCUCGGAUGCAGAGGGUGGCCAGAGAGUCCCAAGCAUGUGCUGGUCUGUCCUCUGUCCCUCCGUCCCUCAGUCCAUCUGAAUGUACACACUGGUCCAUCAGCAUUUCACACGGUGCCUUUAGUGCUAAUCCUGCAGGAAUUCUCAUCAGAGAGCGUGGAAGGGAGGUGGGAAACCUCCCCUGGGCACAGUGUUACAGCAGCUGGACUGGGCUCUGAAUUUGCAGAUGUUAAAUUUGAUCCCUGUGUAUCAUUCAAUAUUCUGCUUUCCCCAAAAGGUCACUAAUACUUGUCAGCCUUUAUUAUUUUAAUUUUUUUUUUUUUUUAAAUCCAGGCUGAUGCUCAUCCCAAGUAUUAAACCCCCAUGGCCUUGCUGUUUCCUGAAACCCUUCGAGCUCUCGUGUGUACGCUGCUUUUGCUGCUCGUUCUCCCUGCCCCCUCCCUCUUGAUCCGCCCUCCUCUCUCCCUCCUCUUC